AUUAUCAUUCUGAUCACAUAUCUGUUCUCACUAGUAAGCAUUGACGAUUUCUGCGCCCUAAGACUAACCUUUCCGGCCUUGCCUUCGUGUAUGUUUCCAUCUAGGCUGCGGACAAAGGCGCGAUUCCGCGAUUUGUACUCCUUCCCUAUUUUACCCUCCCUGGCUCUAUUGACUCCAGCGCAUACACAUCCUGACAGACUUUUGCGUUUGCAAGAGACGGCGGCCUACCUUCCAACGCCAUCUGGGCGGAAUUCAAAAAGGUAUGGGAAAAAAGUGAAACAGUGCGCCGUAAUGCUGUGCUCCUCACUUGUGCAAUCGCUUGUCUUCUAUCCUUAAUCAACAUCGAGGUGAGAGUAACAUUCAAUGCCACCAUCUCUCUCCAAUCAAUGACAUUGAUGGCGAUGUAUUGCACUUCCAUCGGGACGUUGUUGUACAGCGAACAAUUGGCGGUGGCAAAGUCUUUCCGGCAAGAUGGCACCUGGGACGCUUCGGGUCCCUUGUGAGCGGGAUUGUAUUCCUUUUAUAGGAUCUUUAUUUUGCUCUGGACCAGCUGGCCGGGAAGCAAGGAUGUCACACGAGAGACGUUCAACUAGUCCACCGUCAUGUUUGUUUGUGGCUUCAUCAUUUCGAUCAUACACUACGUCACACGGACAUGUAGACAUAUCGGGCCCGUGAGCUGGUCAGAGAUUGGAGUCUCAAUCCUCUUUCAUUUCCGAACAAUAGAAAAUUUCAAGAUGUGAUGCUGAGGUGGACAUCAACCCGCAGUACGAUCGUGGCGUUCAUUGUAGAUAUCAGC
Eremomyces bilateralis CBS 781.70 is the source of this 796-nucleotide messenger RNA. RefSeq lists its product as uncharacterized. NCBI's taxonomy places the organism in Eukaryota, Fungi, Ascomycota, Dothideomycetes, Eremomycetales, Eremomycetaceae. The record is from RefSeq and is a predicted model, not a curated record. The coding region runs from base 91 to 336 and encodes 81 amino acids. The transcript has 2 exons.